UUUUUUAUUCGUAUUACCCGAGAAAUCGUAGCAUACUGUCAUCUUUGACAUUAUUUUCAAUUUUUACAACCGAUUUUUAAAAUAUAGACGCACCAACAAACGGAUGCUUUUAUUAUUAUUCCUAAUUGCACUACCAUUGUUGUGCCUAAUUACUGUAUAUUAUUUUGUUUAAUCAAGGCAUGGAAUACAUGAAAACUGAAGAAAAGUCUCCGCUCCUUUUAUACGUUACCGAUGGCGAAGAGAGUCUCUCGAAAAACAACAAAAGAUUGAACUGUGAUAAAGGAAGAUUAUAUGGCAUAUCCUCUGGUGCCACCACUGUGUUUACCGACUUCCCAAAUUAUGUGAGUCCUUGUUGGUUAACGGCAAUUUUAUCAGGACUGAUUUUUUUCAUGAUGUUUUUGCUGACCGUAUCAUCUAUAGGAUCAGUUCGUGGCUCUAGGUUACCAAGAUGUGCCGGCAGCUACUUAGAUCAUAUUGAUAAUCGUACUAUUCAUCUAGUUCACGAUUCGUCCGAUUGGAGUUACGAAAAUCUCGAUAUUUUGCAGAGACUAAAAGACGAAUAUUCGGGAUAUCAUGUGCAUAUUCUGAAUUUGAAAAGAGAAAAUGUCUGGGAAAAUGUUUUAAGUUCUUCUCAUCCAACACCAACUACGCAAGACACUACAGUUACGAAAGCGUUGCCUUCAACACCGGUUUUGCGGAGAAGUAAACGAAAUAAACGAAACUUGACAACAUUGAAACGAAGAAAAAGGGAUCAAGAUGCAAAUAUUGCGCCUAUCUUAGGUGUAAAAAGUUUACUGGACAUAUUGUUAAACAGUAGGAUGGGAAACGUAAAAAUGUUUAAACGAAAUGAUACUGUACCUAAAAUUUCAACUUUGAUGUCUACGGAUAUUUUUACAACUACACCAGAACCGCAACUGAGUUUUGAAGUUAUCGCAGCGAACGAUCCAAACUUGACAGUAGAAAAUGUAACGGUGGAGGAAGCUUUUGAAAAUACCUUAUUGGAGAGACAUUGGAUUAGAUAUAAUCCUGCCCUGAUAGUUUUUUCACUACGGGUCUUAAGAUUAUGGGAGUUUGGAGGCCUCACUUUCAAACUAGACCAAACAGAUGGAGUUUCUACUCAUAGUGCUUUGGACAGCUAUACAAUAACAUCAGAUAUUGGCGUAAAAGUGUUGCCAGCUUCCACCACUAAAUUAUUGCAUUUUAUCAAAUCCGGAAGGUCGGUAUUCGAGAACUUACCACAAGAUGUCGUGACAGCAGACGACGAGGGAAUUCACAUGUUCACCAAGACACCUUGCCACGCUUUCUUCGGCGAGGUGCUCUUCGUCUUGAAGAAAGCACGUGGUGACGAAACAGUAAAGACUGUCAUUCAAAGAUCACUGGAGAUCUUCUGUCUCAAAUCUUCAAUGAUGGCCAGAAAAUAUUGUAAAAAUUUUAUCAAAAAAGGCGGAUAACUGGAUUUAUUUUAAUAAUAUAUUUUUUAGUUUUUGUU
Sitophilus oryzae (rice weevil) is the source of this 1489-nucleotide messenger RNA. RefSeq lists its product as uncharacterized. The coding region runs from base 180 to 1451 and encodes 423 amino acids. The record is from RefSeq and is a predicted model, not a curated record. Lineage: Eukaryota; Metazoa; Arthropoda; Insecta; Coleoptera; Curculionidae. The transcript has 7 exons.